UUGUCUGCAAAAGAACACAUUACAGUUUAGUAUUUGAGGUAUAAGAUAAGAUGCCAUGGUCAGACACCGAAAGCACCACAACCACUGAAACCUUGUAACGUGUGGGAAUAGGUUACUGUAUAAAUUGUGUACUUUAGUAGAGCAUCAACUUUGAACUGAGCUACACAUGUACAGCACAAAGAUGGGCUCCAAUGUGAAGAUUAUCGGUAUCUCAGUGGCAGCAUUUGUGCUACUGACAAUCACACUAUACGGAAGUCUAUCCUUUGCUGUGUGGAAUCUACAUACCCAAAGUGCGAGUCUAAAGUCUGAUAAUCAAAGUCUAAAAGAGAACCAAAUCAUUGAAUUACAAAAUCUAAAGACUGAAAUGCAAAGUCUAAAAUCUGCAAAUGAGAACCUACAUAACAAAAUCUCUGAAUUGCGAGGUUUUGUUCAAGCUAUAAAUCCAAACCCUCACUCGAGUGAUGAAGCCACGGUGAUGGACACACUAAAGCGACUAACUCGACAAUCCGGCUCCUCUCAAAGUGCUACUGAUCUACUUGCUGAUGCUCUGGCAGAACUAAUUGAAAAGAAACUCUACACUAUAAUGGACUGUGCUAGAGAUGACGCUGAUAAUUUAACCGACUGUUCGCUCAAGCCAGGCCCAAAGGGGGACAAGGGAUGCCUGGGUGAUCAAGGUAAAGAAGGCCCUCAGGGAAUGAACGGAGAACCUGGGGUCAAAGGACACAUCGGUUACCCUGGUCAUAAAGGGGAGGUGGGUCCAAAGGGUCCUAGCGGCAAUCCCGGUCCAACGGGGCACCGAGGGGUUAAAGGAGAUAUGGGCGAGAUCGGUCAACGAGGUGAGGCGGGGGUUAAAGGUGACGAAGGUAUGAAAGGAGAAUAUGGUUUCCCUGGACACAAAGGCGAGAGUGGCGGGCCAGGUGCCAAGGGGAUUAAAGGAGAUCGAGGCUUUGGAGGCAAUAAUGGACAAAAGGGAGAGAAAGGAAUAACGGGGGAACAAGGUCCACCAGGACCUAUUCCCACCACACAACCACCAACUACUAGAGCGGUGACUACACAACCACCAACUGUUCCCUCUGAGAGGUGUAGUGGUCCUGGAUGGAGGAAGGUGGCAUCUCUUGAUAUGACUAAUACUAGCCAAAACUGCCCUCAAGGACUAACACUGACUGGCUACUCAAAACGAUCAUGUGGUCGAACACAUACAAAUUAUUAUGCUUGUUCAUCAGUCACCUUUCCUGUUAGUGGGGGUCAAUACAGUCGAGUGUGUGGGAGAGCAAAGGCUUAUCACUAUGGGUACCUGUAUUCCUUUCUUGGGUAUAACCGUGACUCACGUGGUAUCAAUGCACAGUACGUUGAUGGACUAAGCUUCACUCAUGGAACACCCAGGACACACAUUUGGACAUUUGCAGCUGGUUAUUAUCAAGGAAUCAGUGGUGAUACUAGCAAUAAUUGUCCUUGUAACACUGGUAACACCGACGGCUCCCCUCCUUUUGUUGGUAAUGACUAUUUCUGUGAGAGUGGCGUAAGCUCUUUUUCUGCACGUGGAGGUAACAUAUUUUACCCUGAUGAUCCACUCUGGGAUGGUCAGGGGUGUAUCCAUGGCAACCCAUGCUGUCAAUUGAACACCCCACCGUGGUUCAACCAAACACUACCAACCCCCACAACUGAUGAUAUUGAAAUGAGACUAUGCUUGCUUCAAACAGAUCCUUGGGGUAACAUUGCUCUUGAACAAAUGGAACUAUACGUCUACUGAUGAACUAGAAACACUGAACAUUGAUCUGACUCUGUGAAUUAUCCUAGAUGUAAAUAUUGUAACAGAUAUUAGUUUUGUGAGCAAAAAACCUUGAGGGUAUAAAGAUCGUGGUGUCAUACAAGUACCAGUAGUAUUGGCAAUCUUACUUUUGCGAACCAUUAACAUUAAUUUGCUAAUUUUAUUUGAUGUUGUAAUA
This is a messenger RNA of Halichondria panicea, 1946 nucleotides long. Its product is annotated as collectin-12-like. Bases 167 to 1750 code for a protein of 527 amino acids. NCBI's taxonomy places the organism in Eukaryota, Metazoa, Porifera, Demospongiae, Suberitida, Halichondriidae. The record is from RefSeq and is a predicted model, not a curated record. The transcript has a single exon.